CAAUCGACAUGAGAGAUCAAUACCUUGGAAUCACAUGAUCGGUAUCGGUAAAUGUCCAUGUUUCUACAUCUACUACUGGAAGAGAGGCAGUGGUGAUCUACUUAGCCUAUCCUCAACAACAUGCCCCUCCAAACCACGACCUAUCCCUCCAAUUCAACGGCGUGUCCUUGUAUCACCAAUUGGUGGUGCCCAGUGUCUGGGGUUCAACGAAACAUUGAACGGUAAGUAA
Laccaria bicolor S238N-H82 is the source of this 229-nucleotide messenger RNA. RefSeq lists its product as uncharacterized. NCBI's taxonomy places the organism in Eukaryota, Fungi, Basidiomycota, Agaricomycetes, Agaricales, Hydnangiaceae. Bases 35 to 229 code for a protein of 64 amino acids. The transcript has a single exon. The record is from RefSeq and is a predicted model, not a curated record.